ACAGCAAAUCAAUAACAUAUUCACAUCAGAGAGCCACGAUGGUAACCAAGUCACCGAAAUCCAGUGUCCUUCUUUACGUCCUUGUUCUUGCGUUGAUCUUGUCUCCAAUACUCCCAUGCCAAGCAGCUAGUGUGCAUCUAGGAGGUGGAGGGCGUAAGCUGAUGGCACCAUCACCACCAGUUCGCAUGUGUCCACAGUGUGUGUGUUGCGCACCGGCUCCACCUGGAUAUUGCUGUCCAUGUCGCUGUCCCGGUGGUCCCUGAUGAUUAUGAACUUUGUUAUUAAAGGGGAUAAUGUGAUGUGUUUGAUAUAUGUGUAAUAUUUGCACGUAUGAAUAAGUAAACAAGAAGUGUUAUUUGUGUUUCCAAUAAGAAAACUUUUGGGUAUACGCUGAUGAAUUUUAAAAGUCUAUAACUUUGUUUUGAUGUUCUUUCUCCUUGAAUAUGAUGAAGAACUAUAAAAACAUGAAAUGCUGAG
Molecule: messenger RNA, 477 nt
Organism: Eruca vesicaria subsp. sativa (arugula)
Lineage: Eukaryota; Viridiplantae; Streptophyta; Magnoliopsida; Brassicales; Brassicaceae
Source: the annotation of a GenBank genome assembly